AUGGAGAAGAACGGCGUGUUUUCGCGUGUCCGAUCACGCUGGAGAAGCAUUUUCUCAAAGGUUUCGCCCGUUGUUCUUAGCCGAAAUUGUUCCUUUUCUGUUUCAGAAAGCAAAUCCAGUGAAGAUUCGCGACUGCAACAGGCUUACGUUCGAACGGAUUCUAUCGGACCCGAACGAACAAAUCGGAACGAUCCUUGCUCAGGCCACUGUCGAGCCGAUCAAUCUUCCCAACGGCGGCGGAAUAGCUCUCAUUCAAGAGACGACGGUUUACGAAGAAGAGCCAGUCGCGCCUGUGGUAUUUGAAUGUGAUGCGAACGAAAAUUCACUUCCAAAUUCAGAAACCCGUUCGAAAAAUAACUCCAAGCCAUCGUUUUCGAAGAUUGUCGUCUGGCGACUUGAAUGUAAUUCGAAGAAUGACUGAGGAAAUCAAUUUUGAUCUGAAGGUUGAUAAACUGUUCCGACUAAUCCGACAUUUCGAAAUGAAGUUGCAGAAUGUGAUUUACGAUGGAAAUGAGAUCACCGGCGAAACCGACGAGGAGAAUGGGGUCGAAAAGGCGUGCUUCAAACCGGGACCUUUUUAUCCGACCGGUGCGAUUCAAUUUGACAUUUUACAAAUGAAAUAUUCGUUUCAGACCAACAGAUGAUGUUCCUGAAGCAAUGUUUGAAGAAAGUGGAGACUCGACCACCGAAUAUGUACUAUCUGACGAACGGUUGGACUGUCGACAACUUCGAGGCUCUUUUCAAGUACAUCAUCAGAAGCGGCGAAGAUUGUGUCAGAGAGUCCCUACUGAGCAUCGAAUUCCGGAACUGUGUCGUCUCUCUCGGAUACUUGCACCAGUUCAUUGAGGAGUAUGCCGCUUUCAAAGGGGUGAAAGUCAAAACUGACUACGUCUACGCCACCAUUCACUCCAGAAAGGUUGUUGAAUAAAACAGCGGGGGGCUCGCAAGUGAUUAUCAAGCUUUAGGCGUCGUUGGAGAGAAAGCUGCGAGGCGAAAUCGAACCGUUUGUCGAGGUGGAGGCGAGAGUGCGAAAAGCGCGCAUCUCGUACACUUCCACGUUCAUUCUCAACUCUCCACACACUCCUAAUGUGACUGUUGUCGUUCGAUUUUGCUGCUCAAAGCCAUGCAACUUCGAGAAAGGGAAGAAAAACGUUCAAAUUGUGUGUUCGAUUCAAAUUUGAAAGCAUCGUUCUCUUUAUUUUACAGUCGGUCCAAGUUGAUCAUCUGACCGGACAUCCAAAUAUGGAAAUGAACGAGGCGAUACGGUUCGAUGGAAUUGCGUGCGAAUGUCUCGAAGUGCCGGUUGAGGCUGUCCCACCGAUUGAACGAACCACUCUCCCCAUCAGAACCAUCGUUACUGAUCGUCAGAUGAUCGUCGACGACGAGGAGGUUCCGUUGCAGCUCUCUUAUCACAUUGACGAACAGCCGGAAGGCCCUUCAGAGAGUACGGUGCAUGUGGAAAACGAUCAGACGGAUAUCACGGUGAGCAACGGAAUCAUCGUGAAAAUCGUAAUUUUUAAUGCAGAUUGAUUCGGCCCUCGAUUGCGAUUGUCACGAGUACACUGAGAUGUUCCCGGCACUUCUGGAAUUGUUCGAAAAGGCCGGAAUCAAGGAGAUUGGCGAGGAGGAAGGGGAAGACGAAAAUAUCAAAAAGCUGGUCGAGAAAUUGAUGCCAAAGAAGAAAGUGUCGCUCACCGAAGUCGAUGUUUCUUCGAAUGCGGACGAGACUGACGAAGAAACGCAGUCGAUAACGUCUUCCUCGACCGUCCUUUCCUUUUCUUCCGUCUCCGUUUCGUCAUCCGAAUCCGACGAUGACUUUAAACUCGGGGCUGUCACCGCCAUGGUUCUCUAG
Messenger RNA from Caenorhabditis sp. 36 PRJEB53466, 1852 nucleotides. The record is from the annotation of a GenBank genome assembly. Lineage: Eukaryota; Metazoa; Nematoda; Chromadorea; Rhabditida; Rhabditidae.